AUGUCGUCUGUAAAUCAAGACAAAAAUUUCUUUCCAUUAGCACCAGUACUAGAAUUUGACUAUCUCAUCUGUGGAGACUGUGGCAAAGAAUUUAUGGAUUCCUACCUUAUGCAGCACUUUGAUUGGGCAACGUGUGAUAAUUGCAGAGAUGCUGAAGAUAAACAUAAGCUCAUAACAAGGACAGAAGCAAAAGAAGAGUAUCUUCUUAAAGACUGUGACUUGGACAAGAGGGAACCAGUACUCAGAUUCAUUGUGAAGAAAAACCCUCAUAAUUCACGGUGGGGUGACAUGAAGCUUUACUUAAAACUACAGGUGAUCAAGCGUUCUCUUGAAGUCUGGGGUAGUGAGGAAUCAUUGCAAGAAGCAAAGGACCUCCGCCGUGACAGCAGAGAAAAGAUGAAACAGAAGAAGUUUGAUAAGAAAGUUAAAGAACUCCGCUGUGCUGUGAGGAGUAGUUUGUGGAAGAAAGAAUCUACUAUCCAUGAACAUGAGUAUGGACCAGAAGAAAAUAUUGAUGAAGAUACAUUUAAAAAGACAUGUACUGUAUGUGGCCAUGAAUUAACUUACGAGAAGAUGUAGUGUUAAUAUGGGUUUAUUAUUAUAAUUUUGUUAUCUUUUCAAUGGUGUUUUUAUUAAAGUCAAAUAAAUGCUUAUUAUCUACAAGCUGCUGC
Molecule: messenger RNA, 671 nt
Organism: Mesitornis unicolor (brown roatelo)
Lineage: Eukaryota; Metazoa; Chordata; Aves; Mesitornithiformes; Mesitornithidae
Gene: XPA
Product: xeroderma pigmentosum, complementation group A
Exons: 5
Coding region: 1-579 (192 amino acids)
Biological process (GO): nucleotide-excision repair involved in interstrand cross-link repair; UV-damage excision repair; nucleotide-excision repair, DNA damage recognition
Cellular component (GO): nucleotide-excision repair factor 1 complex
Molecular function (GO): damaged DNA binding
Source: RefSeq, a predicted model, not a curated record